CAAGGAAUGAUAACGGAGGUCAUACUGUUUUAUACAAUAUAUAACUCCAGCCCAAGCAUUGGUAUACACCAUAAGCAUCUGGAAUCUUUCGUCGGUUGGAUUUUAUUUGUUACUAUCUUAUCGCCAAUUCCACUGUUUGUCAUCCAUCAGUUGUUUAGGAUCCUCAGAGACUCAAAAGUUAAAAAAGCAAAGAGCUUAAGGAAAGUGCUGAAGGUUCAACCUGUGAUACCCUUUGUGAGAGAUGCAGAAUCACUUGAGACAGAAGAAAAAUUUCACCGACUUGUAAUUAUAACAACAAACAAGAAAUGUAUGCGUGGCACUCCCCCUGUUUCUUACGGCUACACGAUUGUCAUUUCAGCAGAUCAAAACACAGCUCCUGUUCUAAAGAGUAGAACGUUAACAAAGAAAACUCUAUCCACUAUAUAUGGUAAUUCCAGUACCUGGACUUCUACCCAGCGCCCACAGUUCUACAAACUCUGCCAGAGAAGAAACGUGUCUGUUCCUGAGCUAACUUACUACAUAGGGAGCGAACAAAACGCCCCAAUAACCCAUAAUCGAUGGGUUAAUAAUAGCAAUACUACUUCACAAACAAUUCUAAAUAAUUGCUUUAGCCCACAGAAAACCACAAAGAAAAAGGAUCGUAUGGUUAACAAGAAAAUCUCCUCUACAGACUCCAUUUAAUCAGACGUUUAGGUAACACAGAAGACAGAUGAAAACACGC
Limulus polyphemus (Atlantic horseshoe crab) is the source of this 721-nucleotide messenger RNA. RefSeq lists its product as uncharacterized. Bases 7 to 681 code for a protein of 224 amino acids. The transcript is spliced from 4 exons. The record is from RefSeq and is a predicted model, not a curated record. NCBI's taxonomy places the organism in Eukaryota, Metazoa, Arthropoda, Merostomata, Xiphosura, Limulidae.